AUUUCGCACACUCACCGACGCACGUGAGGCGAGAAGGGAAUUCCAAAUUCCCAAAUCCCAAUUCCCCAAACCCCCACGUCUCCCUCUCGUCGCGCCCGCCAUGGCAGCCGCCGCCUCAGCCUGCGGCGGCGCCGGCUGCGGGCCGCAGUGCUCCUCCUCUGCAGGCGGCGAGGGGGAUGCUUCCUCGGAGAGCAUGGGACGCCUUUCGAUCUCCUCUGCCGCCGCCGCCGCCGCCACGUGCGGCAAGUGCGACGGCGGCGGCGCGGCCGUCGCGGUGGCCGGGGGCGUUGGCAUGUGCGUCGAUUGCUUUCGGGCUCAUCUCUUCGGGAAGUUCAAGCUCGCUGUCACGAGCAACGCCAUGGUGCGCCCCACAGACGCCGUCCUCCUCGCCUUCUCCGGCGGUCCCGCCUCCAGGGUGGCUCUGCAAUUCAUACACGAAAUGCAGUCCAAGGCGAUCCAAAGCUGGGAGACGAGUAACUCCCAGGCCCUGCCGGCCUUCAGACUUGGCGUCGCAUUCGUCGACGAGAGUGUCCUUUCAGUGAGGCCGGGGCACGAAAUCGACACGGCGAUCGAAGAUAUCAAGUCGAUUGUGUCGAGUUUGUCACCAGGGGAUAAGCAAUUGCACGUCGCCCCUCUUGAGGACGUGAUCUCAUCUGGAUCAGAUGACAAGGCGGCCAGGCUGAAGGAGCUGGUCGGCGUGAUCAAUGAUGAGACGGGUAGGGACGACUUUAUUCGGUGCUUGCGCAUGCUUUCACUGCAGAAGAUUGCACUGGAAAAUGGCUACACCAAGAUUAUGCUGGGAACGUGUGCUUCUGGAAUAGCAUGCCAUGUGCUAUCCGCAACUGUGAAGGGGCAAGGCUAUGCUUUACCAGCUGAUGUCCAGUAUGUUGAUACACGGUGGGAAGUACCCGUUGUUCUUCCACUUCAUGAUUGCUUGGCCCAAGAGCUUAACUUGCUCUGUGAACUUGAUAGUUUGAAGACACAGCAACUUCUCGAUAGGCCUUGCAGUGGCAUCAAUGGCUUAGUUGCAUCCUUUGUUUCACGGCUAAGGGAAGAGAACCCGUCCCGAGAGCAUACCAUUUUAAGAACUGCACAAAAGCUUAAGCCAUUCUCUUUUAACAAGUUCUCAGCAAACGGCUACCAUGAUUUCCUCCCGUCACGGCUUCGUCCCAAGUUUCAGAACAUUGAUGCCAACGAGUCUACUUUCUCUGAGAUUCUUUGCCUGAUAUGUGGAAGCCCGUUCAGUGAAUCAGAACUGCAGAAUUUGGAAAACACAAAGCACAAGGCUCAGAAGAAAACUGAUCUGUAUGCUGCUCAUUGUUGUCAAAGCUGCCAUUUCCAGAUUCUCCCAGCAGCUACAGAUAUGCAUGGACAUUUCUUUUCACUACUACCGAAGUUUUGGACUGAGAAAGUGGACACUGCAUCUGCUAGCCAUAGCUCACUAAGAGAUCAGAUAGCGGACUACCUGCUGGAUGAAGACGAUGAAAACUGACAUUAAUCUCUGAUUUCAUGACAUAAUUUGGAGUCACAAUGUUUAAUUCAUAUGGAAUGUCUGAAUGCUGGUUUAUACCGACAUGUUUUGUUUGUUGUACAAGAAGACACCGCAUUGGCGUCACACAGGCAUAUGCCAAACUUAUGGAUAACAGUGUUUCUUCUUUUUUUCUCCCGACGAAACCAAUGUUAGUAUGACACUGCUCUAUUCAGCUCCUGCUAUUCUCAGACUCAUCUGACCUCUGGGAUCUGUAUAGUGAUGAGGCAAACCAUCACUUGCCAGCAAAUUUCCACUGAUUCUAUAAAGACAGCACAGGUUGGAGAGCUGAAUGUUUCCCACUUACAUGUGAUCUCAGAUCAAUUGGUCUCAUCUCCCGUGCUGUGCCAGCUAUUCUGCCAGCAAACAUUGUAACACGAUGAGUUUAUCCAGUGAUUUGGACAAUUCAUUUUCUCUGUGAGUUCUGUA
Messenger RNA from Sorghum bicolor (sorghum), 1957 nucleotides. RefSeq names its product cytoplasmic tRNA 2-thiolation protein 2. Gene Ontology annotation, biological process: tRNA wobble position uridine thiolation. Gene Ontology annotation, molecular function: sulfurtransferase activity; tRNA binding. The transcript is spliced from 7 exons. NCBI's taxonomy places the organism in Eukaryota, Viridiplantae, Streptophyta, Magnoliopsida, Poales, Poaceae. The record is from RefSeq and is a predicted model, not a curated record. Gene Ontology annotation, cellular component: cytosol. Bases 101 to 1492 code for a protein of 463 amino acids.